Molecule: messenger RNA, 1184 nt
Organism: Taeniopygia guttata (zebra finch)
Lineage: Eukaryota; Metazoa; Chordata; Aves; Passeriformes; Estrildidae
Source: RefSeq, a predicted model, not a curated record
UCCCAGGAGAGCAGCGCUCUGAGGAGGCAGCAGCUUCUCUGGAGGCAGCAGCUACCCUGGGUGAUUGUGGCCAGUGUUCAGCAGAGCACUCCACAAUGCCAGAAAAGCAGGAGGCAAAUGCCCAUGGCCAGCCCCGUGAGGGGCAGCCACUGCUGUACCGGCGGCGGCACCAGGUGACCCCCAGGCAGCCACAGGCGGCACCUCAGGUCACUUGGACGACCAUCACAGCCAUCCCUGGCGGCAGGCCCACUCUGUCCCUCAGACCCAUCCGGUCACGGAGCCCAACCUGGUCCUGCACACGCAGGGGCAGCCAGUACGGCGGGCACUCAGUGCCCCGCAGCAGUGUCACAGGGCCACAGAGAUUGUCCGUGUUGCACUUGCCGCCUCUCCAUGGCCCUCCGUUGACACUGGCCCCUCCACACCAUCUCAGUGGUCAAAGCUCAAGGGCAGCCACUGACUGCGUUAAGCUGCCCCCUCUGCCAGCGGCAGCAGCCUCUGGAUCCUCUCCCAGGGGCACAGCACGUGCUGUGGGAGCAGCCUGGGACAGUGUCAAGCUGCCCCCUCUGCCAGCAGCACCAGCAGCAGCCGCUGCCUCUGGGUCUUCUCCCGGAGGCACAGCCCGUGCUGCGGGCCCCACGGCCAGGGGCCAGCCAGAGCAUGUGCCAUCUCUUCCAUGGGGCACUCUGGCUGCAGGCAGAGCCCAGGGAAGACGUGUCCUGGAGAGCAGAACUGGAGGGCUCUGGAAUGGGUCAGUGGCAAGGCAGGGCCACUGCCUGCCAUCCGUGACACCUGCACGCGGCAUGCCGCUCUGCACCGGGAUGCGGCCGGCUUGGAAGCCUGUGCGGCACUCUGUCUGUGAAAACUCACAGCCCUGUGCCACUUCUGCAAAGGAGCUGGAGAAAAAGCAGCAGGAGGAAGAGCUCCCAGAAGCACAGGCUGCAGAUGAGUGGGACCAAGACUUGCAGACCCUGUUAUUUGCCCUGUUGGAGGAGAAUGAGGAAGGGGCAGAAGCUUGUGCCCUGGCUGGAGAUCCCUGGGAUGAGGGCCACAGCAAGCUCUUCCUCACAUCAGAGCCUGAGGAAACCUCAGGUUUCUCAGCUUCUCCUUGUCUGGAAGGCCCUGUGAGGAGAUGGGAUCUCGUCAGCCAGCUGAGCCCACUGCACUUCAUGAGCAGCAGUGGGUGA